Molecule: messenger RNA, 2689 nt
Organism: Poecilia latipinna (sailfin molly)
Lineage: Eukaryota; Metazoa; Chordata; Actinopteri; Cyprinodontiformes; Poeciliidae
Product: transient receptor potential cation channel subfamily M member 5-like
Exons: 16
Coding region: 342-2663 (773 amino acids)
Biological process (GO): calcium ion transmembrane transport
Cellular component (GO): plasma membrane
Molecular function (GO): calcium-activated cation channel activity; ligand-gated calcium channel activity
Source: RefSeq, a predicted model, not a curated record
GUAUAAUUUUAUUCAAAUCUGGAUAAUUUACCAACCUUACCAGCCUCAACCCAUCUAGGGUGCCAAGCGACCACAUCCACUGUCAUGAACUAGUCUGGGGCAAAAUGCUUUUGGUAGAAUCCUUACCAUGGUCUGAAAUUCAGUGCAAUCUAAUUUUAUAAAGAUUACACACUUUGUUUUUAUUUUAUGUCACAUGAAGAUUAUUUUAAAGAUGAUAGUUCUCAUGUAUUCUAUCAUUUAAAUGAUUAUGCAAAACUAAGGCAAUGUAUUUUUAUCAUUUCUAUCACUCUGAUGUUGUUUGUCUACUGUGUUUGUGUUAAGCUAGUAAACGUUUGAGCAGUAUGGCCAGUGAGUGCACAGAGGAGCUAAAACUGGCUGUGGCCUGGAACCGAAUAGACACUGCAAAAGCUGAGCUCUUCAAUGGAGACAUACAGUGGAAGUAUGAGGACCUUGAGGACUCCAUGACAGAUGCUUUGAUCAAUAAUAAGCCCCAGUUUGUGCGUCUCUUCUGUGAGAAUGGUCUCAACAUCCUGAAUUAUUUGACAAAUAAUCGCUUGGAGAGCUUGUAUCGCUCACUGUCAGAUAGCUUGCUGGCAUACAUUCUACUCCAGAGGCAUCUGAGUGAAAGAAAGACCCUGGCUGGAUCUCAGCUCUCUGUGGAUGGAGCUGCACCAGGUGCCAUGGAGACUUUCCAUAUGGAAGUAAACACAAGUGCUUCAGCAAUGGAUCUUAGUUUGUUUGAGGUAUCCCGCCUGCUGCAGGAUCUCUUAGGUGACGUCUGUGAGCCUUUCUACUACGGGGCUCUGGGUCUUGACCCCAGGAUGGGCACUAGAAGAGCACUGAAGCAAGUCAACAAAAUUCUGCAGGGGGAAUGUACAUAUCGCAACCAGCAGUGCCUCUCACCCUGGGCAGCUCUCUUCAUUUGGGCUGUUUUACAGAACCGCAGUGAAAUGGCUAUAUACUUCUGGGAAAUGGCAGGGGAGUCUGUGCUAAGUGCUCUUGGUGCCUGUAAGAUUCUGAGGGAGCUUUCCAAGCUGGAGAAUGAGACAGAGAGCAAGCUGGCCAUGAAAAAAUUGGCACAGAGGUUUGAGAACCUGGCAAAUGAUGUAUUUGGUGAGUGUUACCAAAGCAGUGAGAGCCGCUCCUUCACACUCCUUAUAAGGAAGUCUCCUGUGUGGGGCGGGGCUACAUGUCUGGAGAUGGCCACAGCAGCCGAUGCCCGACUGUUCUUCAGUCAUGAUGGUGUUCAGUCUCUGUUGUCUGAGAUAUGGUGGGGUGACAUGGAGAGGUCUACCGAGGUCUGGAAGCUGAUUCUCUCUUUCUUCAUGCCUCCACUCAUCUACACCAACCUGAUCAGCUUCAGGGAACCAGAAGAGGAGAUGAAACCUUCCGCAGAUCACCACAUCAGAGACAACGACAGCGUAGGGGGGAAUGAUGCCACUGACUUCUCCAUUGCCGACAUCAUACAAAAUGAGGAAGAAAUGGAAGAAUUGAAGACCCAGAGGGAAAACUUAAAAGGCAGCUCUAUGCAGACUAAUUCCAAAAGACCGUUUAUCGUGUCAAGGUGGAGGCAGUUUUGGUAUGCGCCUGUGACCUCAUUCCUGGGCAAUGUGCUGAUGUACUUCCUGUUCCUUUGCCUGUUUGCCUAUGUUCUGUUGGUGGACUUCAAAAGUCCUCCCCCGGACGGCCCCUCCUCUCUGGAAUUUGUGCUUUACUUUUGGGUCUUCACAUUAGUAUGUGAAGAGAUCCGACAGACCUCUUUGGGGGGCAGUUUAUUUUUGCUCCAAAGGAUGAAGAAGUAUAUUCAGGAUCACUGGAACAAGUGUGACCUCACAGCUAUUCUUCUUUUUCUUUUGGCUCUAAUCUGCAGAAUGUUUCCUUGGUCAUUCAAUGUUGGACGAGCUGUUAUGGCCAUAGACUACAUGGUCUUUACACUUCGUCUGAUCCAUAUCUUUGCCAUCCACAAGCAACUUGGACCCAAAAUCAUCAUUCUUGGAAAAAUGGUGAAAGAUGUUUUCUUUUUCCUUUUCUUCCUGGGUGUUUGGCUGAUGGCCUAUGGCGUUGCCCAUCAGGCACUCCUCUUUUCAUAUGACCCCCGGUCUAAGUGGAUUUUCCGCAGAGUGUUCUACAGGCCAUACAUGCACAUAUUUGGACAAAUCCCUGUUCAUGAAAUGGAUACCGACAAACUGGAAGAACUGAGCUGCACAUAUAACCAUUCAGAAAUUGAGGCAGGAGCAGAACCCUGCAUGAGUACCUAUGCAAACUGGCUGGUUGUAAUCCUCCUUGUUAUCUAUCUGCUGUUUACCAACAUAGUGCUGGUCAACCUACUCAUUGCCAUGUUCAGCUACACCUUUUCCAAAGUUCAGGGGCACAGUGACAUCUACUGGAAAUUUCAGCGUUACAACCUCAUUGUGGAGUACCACUACAGACCCUGUCUGGCACCACCAUUCAUCAUCUUCUCCCAUCUUCACAUUCUUAUCAAGAGACACAUCCGUCAAAUUCCUUCUGCCAAGAGUCAGCACUUUGCUAUGGAGCUGCAAGGCAGGAAGGCAAGCCGUCUGAAUACAUGGGAGGCUGUGCAAAAAGAGAACCUCUUGUCUGCUCAGAAUAAGCAGCAGAGAGAGAGUGACACAUCACGACUUCAGCGGACUUCUGUUAAGUAAGUUGUCGCUUGGAUUAAAAUAUAAAC